Molecule: messenger RNA, 295 nt
Organism: Strongylus vulgaris
Lineage: Eukaryota; Metazoa; Nematoda; Chromadorea; Rhabditida; Strongylidae
Source: the annotation of a GenBank genome assembly
UACACUACAGCGGUAGACUUCCUUGGAGCGCUUGUUCCUCCGAAUAUUCGAGAUCAAGUAUGGUCGCUAAAACCUCUAAACUGCAUAAGCAUCGAGCAGAAAUGCUACUGUUGCUGUGCUCCAUAUUUUCCCAAUCCUUGCGAUGCCCAGUGCACUCUUCGACCAUGCAGCCGACGGCAGGCUUUCUCCUCAACUCAGAUCAAAAUCCUCCGCCGAAAAUGGCUAGCGCAACUUCAGGAAGAAGAGACCUGAUAACUUUGGACCAAUCGUUUCAACAUCACCACUAUUUAUAGGA